Messenger RNA from Caenorhabditis remanei, 300 nucleotides. RefSeq lists its product as uncharacterized. NCBI's taxonomy places the organism in Eukaryota, Metazoa, Nematoda, Chromadorea, Rhabditida, Rhabditidae. The transcript is spliced from 3 exons. The record is from RefSeq and is a predicted model, not a curated record. Bases 1 to 300 code for a protein of 99 amino acids.
AUGACAGACAGCGAAGAAGUAAAAAAGCUGAAACAACAGCUCGAGGAAUCAAAAGCUCGUGAGGAGGUUCUUAAAGAAACAGAAGAGGAUUUGAGGACUGAAGUUCGAGCUUUGCGUGAUGAAAGGACUCGGGCAUUUCACACGAUUCAUUUUUUGAGAAAUCAAGUCGUCGAUAAACGAGAGAGACUUGAAGACGUCGAGGAAGAGAACGCGGUUCUUCGGGAGCAGAUUGAGCUAAAAGAUGCGAUUAUCGAACAUCUUCAUCGUCAACUUGAGCGAGGGAAUGCUGGAAACAACUAA